GUAUGAUUACAAGAGCUUACUUUAGUGACAACGUAAACAUGAUAUAGUUUUAUUUUAAAUUCGAAUAAUAGGUAUAUCAAAGGGCAAAUCACAAUGACAUCUAGGAUGCAAGUGUUGUGUUUCGUUACAAUAAUAGUAAUUCAAAUUAUACAAUGUACUUGUACAUUUGAUUUAAGUUCAUCUAACAAAGAUGUUGUUUGGACAGUGGAGAAUGAGAACAAAUCGAUCACAGUGCCAGGCACAGUUCCCGGGGGCAUUUAUACUGACCUCCAGAAUGCCAAUAUUAUUACCGACGUUUUAGAAGGGUUUAAUGAUGUCCUGACGCGAUGGGUGGCUUAUGAUUCUUGGACUUACACAAGCAAAUUUAAACUGAAACCGAAACAUUUGAAAUAUGCAAUUUCUAACUUGGUCCUCGAAGGCGUGGAUACUGUCGCUUUCUUGGAAUUUAACGGUAACCCAAUUGGCUGGACUAAUAACAUGUUCGUAAGAUAUGUUUUCGACAUCCGACAAUACCUCAAGGUUGGUGAAAACGAAUUGGUACUAAAUUUUGUUUCACCUGUGGAAGCUGCGAAGGCGCGAUCUGAUAAGCACUUCACAGCUCCAAAUUGUGUUCCUUCAGUGUACAACGGCGAAUGUCACGUGAACCAGCUCAGGAAGAUGCAAGCAUCUUUUAGUUGGGAUUGGGGCCCGGCGUUCCCUUCUGUUGGAUUAUGGAAAAAUGCGUCAAUCGAAUUUCACAACGGAGCUCUGAUACGGAACGUCAGAACAUUUACGGAGAAGUCUGAAUCGCAUUGGUCUCUCAGAAUAAUUGCCAGUUUGGAAAGUGGAUUGCCACGUUCAGAAAUUAAAGGUUAUUUGAGUGCAACUCUGUCUGUUAAUGCACAUCAAUCGCUGACUGUGGGCAGGAUGUUGGAUGUACAAGCUGGAGAGGAUGGCGCAGCUGAAGCAAAGAUUAAUAUGACGAUAAGUGCGAAUGUAGUGUCGUUAUGGUGGCCCAAUGGUUUCGGAGAGCAGCCGUUGUACGAUUUGAAUAUAUUUUUUUCAAAUGAUGCAGAAAAUGGAGAAAUGUCACAUAAGCUCUUGAAGAUUGGUUUUCGUACUAUUGAGUUGGUCGAAAAUGACGCCUAUACUAUUUUUGGUAACAAGACAGCAGGCCAAGGAUUAACAUUCUAUUUUAAAGUGAAUGGAUAUCCUAUAUUUAUGAAAGGUUCUAAUUGGAUACCGGCAAAUAUUCUACCGGAACUUGGUUCUGAUAAAAAUACUGUUGACAAUUUGCUGUUGGCGGCGCGGGAUGCUCACAUGGCCAUGCUUCGUGUGUGGGGCGGCGGGGUGUACGAGUCAGACUACUUCUACCAAAAAUGUGACGAACUUGGCAUACUAAUUUGGCAAGAUUUUCUUUUCGCCUGCUCCAUGUACCCAGCAGAUAAGGAUUUUCUAGAAAGCGUAAAGACAGAAGUAGAGCAACAAGUGAAACGUCUUCAAUAUCACCCAUCCAUUGCAGUUUGGGCUGGAAAUAACGAAAACGAAGUAGCCCUGAGAGGCAACUGGUACAUGACGCAAACGCAAUUCGAAAGAUAUAAACAGGAAUAUGUCAAGUUAUAUGUCGAUACCAUUAAACCAAUUGUUGAGAGUUAUGAUCCCAGUCGACGUUAUCUAGUUUCAAGUCCGUCGAAUGGAAAAAAAUCUGAAGAAGACGGUUACAUAGCCCAAAACCCAUAUGAUCCUCACUAUGGUGAUACGCAUUAUUACAACUAUUUAGCUGAUAACUGGGAUGCCAAUAUCUAUCCUCAGACAAGAUUCGCCUCUGAGUAUGGAUUCCAGUCCUUCCCAUCCUUAAAAACAAUGCGAACUGCCACCAAUAAUACCGAAGAUUUCAGUUUAUACAGCAAAUACUCUAAACACAGACAACACAGCCCUAAUGGCAACACUAACAUACGGAUUCAAAUAAAAAAGCAUCUUAAAUUAGAUAGUGAUGAUAAAAAAUAUUUUGAAAAGUUCGUUUUCUAUAGUCAGAUAACUCAGGCUAUGGCAAUGAAAACAGAAACUGAAUUCUACCGGCAAAGUCAAGCAGAUUGGUACACGAUGGGUGCUCUGUAUUGGCAAUUAAAUGAUGUAUGGCAAGCACCCUCUUGGUCAGGGAUUGAAUAUGGCGGGAAGUGGAAAAUGUUGCAUUAUUUUGCGAAGAGAUUCUUCGCACCCGUCCUCAUAUCUCCACGUUUGACUCUAACUGGCGAUGUUGACGUGUAUCUGAUAAACGAUAGAUUUGUUCCAAUUAUCGACGCAAAUAUAAUUGUGGAUGUAUUUAACUGGACUAGCUUAACUCCAGUUUCGACGAAGUCUUAUCCAGCAAAUGUCAACCCAUUGAGUAGUAAGAAACAAGGCAGUAUUGUUAUAUGGGAUAAAGAUAAGAAAGAUGAACUGUUUUUAAGGUUUUCGCUUGAGUAUGACUGCGUUAAAUCGUCUCCAGAGAAUUACAUUUUCCCGGUUGCUUUGAAAUCAGUGAAAGGAUUGGGAAAACCAAAUAUUCAGAUACAUGUAACAAAAUCGAGUAAAGAUCUCAACAACGAGAUGCUUUAUGAAGUAACUAUAACAACGGACUCUGUGAUAUUGUUUUUGUGGUUGGAAUCGGAUAUACAUGGGCAUUUCAUCGAUAACGGCCUUAUCGUGGCGCAGCCAUCUACUCAAGUUGACUUCUUAGCAAAAGUAUCUACAAAUGCAGAAGAAAUAAAACGGGGAAUCACGUACCAGUACUAUAUAAAUACAUAAAACGUUAAGGUUACAAUGUAUCGUGUACAUAUAAGUUGUAAAAAUGUUCAAAGUAUUUAAGUGUGUUUAAUUACCAUUAAACAAAGUAUAUACAUAAA
This is a messenger RNA of Colias croceus (clouded yellow), 2864 nucleotides long. It is a transcript of the gene beta-Man, whose product is annotated as beta-mannosidase. Gene Ontology annotation, molecular function: beta-mannosidase activity. The coding region runs from base 94 to 2766 and encodes 890 amino acids. Gene Ontology annotation, biological process: glycoprotein catabolic process. Lineage: Eukaryota; Metazoa; Arthropoda; Insecta; Lepidoptera; Pieridae. The transcript is spliced from 12 exons. The record is from RefSeq and is a predicted model, not a curated record.